GACAAGGGCCGUUUCUCUUUUGGUCGAACACACAAGCGCUUGGGGCUGGGUUACCUCGCGAAGAGGGGCGUGGAUCCUGGGGCCGGCGCGUUCGCGGUGCUGCUGUCGCUUUGAUUCGACAUGGCCUCCACAGGGGAAUCAAGCGAAUCUGAAACCGGCGCUCUCUGGGCGGCAGUCGUACCUCGCCUCGUACCCCGAGGCCCAAACCGCUUGACGACGCGUUCGACUACAGCAGCGGGAGGCGAGGCCGUGGCGCGGCGAGGUCGCUUUUAGGGACUGCCGCAGAUCCGCUGGAUCUGGAUAGCUCGCUGGAUUCGCCACACGCGAGUGGCGUGGGCCACGACAGCGCCCGCCAACACGAAGAUUCCACGGGCGGGGCGGGAGAGGAGGAGGAGGAGGAAGAGGGGGGGGGAGGAGGAAGAGGGAGAGGAGGAGGAAGAAGGGGGGGAGGAGGAAGAGGGAGAGCAACAGCAUCAGGAGAAGGACGACGAGUACGAGGAUGACGACACGAGCUCUGGUGAUGGAAGCGACAGGUUGUGCGUGCGCGAGGGGGAGAGGCGACUCGUUUGGAUGGUGUUGACGGAAGUCAACCCGUGGCGCUAAAGGCAACGUGCCCAAUUACGGAAAGCGUGGGGAAGGUGUGCCGACAAGGUCGUGAAGAGAAGCAAGCUCAAGAUCUCCACGCACCGGGGCGAGAAGACGGUCAGGGUCGAUGUCACCCGCGGGCAAGCUUUGGGAAGGGAACUCGUGGUGGACAAGAUGAAGAGACUGUGGUUACGUCACCACUCGAAGUUCUUGGAGAAGGAGAGGAAAGCUCUCGCGAAGACAGGAGAGGGAACCCGAACCGCCGAGCAAUGGGCGGAGAAGUCGGAGACUACGGAGAUGAUAGCUCUGGAGACCGCUGUCCGUCUGUACGAAUCGUGCAAAGAUGUGGUAAACGGAGGGAAGGGGGUGAGCGCGGAGCACCAACAUCGGGCCGAACGAGCGCGGAAGAAGGCCCUUGAAAAUGUCAAAGCGAAGGGGAAGAAGUCGGCAACGGGGACUGCUGCUGAGAGCGCGGUGCUAGGGGAGGGUUAGGUAAGCGGAAGCGGAAGUCGCGAGGGGAACCCCUCCAUGCCGGCUUAGCCUCGUUGGGCUCGGACGGCGUCUUGGGAGAGAGUGGGGGCGGAGAAGAAGAGGCAGACUCGGACGAUGACGACGACGUCGUCAUCGAGGGCGAGGACGACGGGCGCUGCUCAGCAAAGGAGCAAACGCGCAGGGACGCCGUAGGGAAGGCCGUGGCGUCCGGCAACCUCGGGAGGCAGGUGAGGUCAGCGCGUCGCUCGCCCAGGUCGUAUGAGUCGGAGGAUGCCGGGGGGGGGGAGUU
This is a messenger RNA of Ectocarpus sp. CCAP 1310/34, 1366 nucleotides long. Lineage: Eukaryota; Phaeophyceae; Ectocarpales; Ectocarpaceae. The record is from the annotation of a GenBank genome assembly.